This is a messenger RNA of Trichomonas vaginalis G3, 720 nucleotides long. Its product is annotated as RNA polymerase II transcription regulator recruiting protein. The transcript has a single exon. NCBI's taxonomy places the organism in Eukaryota, Parabasalia, Trichomonadida, Trichomonadidae. Bases 1 to 720 code for a protein of 239 amino acids. The record is from RefSeq and is a predicted model, not a curated record.
AUGGUUUGGAACUCCAAUAUUCUUGAGCUCUAUUGCUUAAAAGAACUAGUAUCCCAAAACUCCAUAGACGAACGCUUGAUUCGUCAGUACAAAGCGAUUUUAAGCAAAUAUAUUAAUGGACAUUAUUCUCUUGAGCAAUGCAAAGAAUUAGUUAUGAAACUCGAUCUUAGCCUCAAUCCCCUGUUGUUAUGUCUGGAAAUUCUUGCAACAGACAGAGAUGAUGUUCCGGUAUUUACAUGUAAGAAAGAAGAGAAAACAUACUCCAAAAAGAGGUUCGUCUGUACGUGGAGCGACUAUGAAGAUAAAAGGUUAGUAAUGGCAGUUCAUAAGUAUGGUACAAAAGACUAUGAACUCGUUGCAAAAUAUGUUGGCAAUAAUAGGACAAAAUCACAGUGUUCACAGAGAUGGGAGAGGACUUUGAAUCCCUGUAUUGAUAAAUCCGCUUGGACCGAAGAAGAGGAAGAAAUCCUUGUCAAAGCAGUAGAAAAGUAUGGUACAAAAGCAUGGACAAGCAUAGCAAAUUGUCUUCAAACCAGAACGGAUGUCCAGUGCCGCUAUCACUAUAAACAUGUGCUUAAUGGAAACACUCCAAAAGCCCUCAAAUUAAGAAACGCAAAGGAGCAGGCAAAAAGAGCUCAGUAUUGGAAUAAUGAUGAUGAAUUCUUUGACCUGAUUGAUAAAGUCCUUGUCGAAUCUCGGGACUUUAUUUUACCAAAGUAA